Momordica charantia (bitter melon) is the source of this 2438-nucleotide messenger RNA. Its product is annotated as TLC ATP/ADP transporter. Gene Ontology annotation, biological process: nucleotide transport. NCBI's taxonomy places the organism in Eukaryota, Viridiplantae, Streptophyta, Magnoliopsida, Cucurbitales, Cucurbitaceae. The record is from RefSeq and is a predicted model, not a curated record. Gene Ontology annotation, molecular function: ATP:ADP antiporter activity. Gene Ontology annotation, cellular component: membrane.
UUUCUUCUGCUCUCUGCAACCCAUUUCUCCAUAGACAUUCUCUUCAGCAAAUCCCCACUUCCACAACCUUGGGGGUGGAAUCCAUCCAUCUCUCAUCCAUCUAUCAAUGGAGAUCGCUGCCUAAAUUUCUGUUCUCGAAAAAUUCGUUUUCUUCUGGCUUCAACUGCAAUCGCUCUUCCUUUCUCGUUCUCCACUUCUAUGGUGGAUUCGACUCCAUUACCAUGUGCUUAAAUCCUUAAAUUGGAACAUACUCUUUCAUAUAGGGUUUUGAAUUCUUGAAUCUUUGUACAUUCAUUGAUCGUGGGUGGGUUCUUAUUCUUGACAAUUUUGAAUUUCGAGGGCAGUAGAUGAACUGGCGGGGAAGGGAUGAAUUCUUGUUUCUCAAUCGUUGACCGUUGACAGUCAAAUCUAUAUUCUGAAGAGGGGAUUACGAAAAUGAUGAGCAUAAUCAGCAAGUCUCGUCUGGAUCCAAUUGUCUCUGCAAUCGUUACCGUGCACCCUCAUGAGAUCUCCGCUCUGCUCCACUCUGCAUUCUGCUUCUUCUUCAUUUUGAGUGCCUAUUUUGUGGUGCUUCCGUUGCGCGAUGAGGGUGCGAUUUCUCUGGGCUUAAUGAAUCUGCCGAGCCUUUUUGUGGGGUCUUUGGUACUCACUCUGAUUGCUGCACCUGUUUCCUCUCACAUUUUCUCUUUGCCUAAUCUUUCCAAAGGCAAGGCUUUGGUUUUGAUACACAGGUUUUUUAGUGCAUCACUCGUUGUAUUUUUCAUUCUAUGGCAAUCUUCAUCCACUGGGUUCUCGAAGGGCUUUUUUACCAUGUUCUCUACCGCAAAAGAGGACCAAAAGGACUACAGUGAUGAAUCAAGUUCUGUUACCUCUAGAAGGGUUGGAUCAGUCCUGAACUUAAUUGGUGAAAGUAAUACUUUGCUUCUUUUGAAGGUUGCUUUACUUAAUCUAAUAACAAUUUCAUCAACUUGGGCUAGAAUUAUUGAUGUCAUGGAUAGUGAGUCAGGUUCAAGAUUAUUUGGGUUCAUAGGUGCUGGAGCCACACUCGGACAGCUUUUCGGUUCCCUAUUUGCCACAGCAAUGGCUUGGUUGGGGCCCUAUUUGCUCCUCUUUGCUGCUUUGCUUAUGGAAUUCGCUGCACGAUUGUCUGAAGGGAUAAAUCCGGAUAUGCCUCGCCUUGGUGAAGAAUUAUCUCUCAUCAGGGAUGCAGAUCACAGUCAGGAGAAAGACGAUGAAGGUACAUCAACUUUAAAAGGUCAUUCUCCCAAAUCAACUUCUAAUCCUCACCCUUGGGCUAUUUUCGACGGAAUGAUGCUCAUUUUGUCAUCCUCAUACUUGACGGGUGUAGCAUUGUUCCUAUGGUUGAGUGCAGUAAUCUCAUCCUUCUUCUACUUGCAGAAAGUGAGUAUAAUUGCCAUCACAGUCACUAGCUCUCUUGGCCGAAGAAAAUUGUUUGCUCUGAUAAAUAGCUUUAUUGCUGUUUUUAUCCUCGCUGGACAGCUUACUGUGACGGGUCACAUUCUUACAAUAGCUGGUGUCACCAUAGCUAUCUGUGCUGCACCAUCAGUUGCUUUCUUAAAUUUGGUUGCAAUUGCUGUUUGGCCAACAUGGGUAGCCAUUGCUGUUUGUGAGACCUUGCGCAAGGUUACUACUUAUGUUGUAACCAGGCCCGGAAGAGAACUCCUGUUUACCGUUGUCUCGCAAGAUGAGAAGUACAAAGCCAAGAUAUGUAUUGAUGUGUUUGUCCAAAGACUAGGGGAUGCUACGGCAGCAGGAAUGUACAAAUUACUCCUCAGCACUCUUCAUGGGAAAACUUCUACUAUUUCGCUCUAUGCUCUACCGAUAUGUUUGCUGUGGAUUGUCACUGCAUUCUAUUUAGGCCGUCGCCAAUCUCACCUCGCACAGCUCCAAAUGCUCUCCAUGUCGUAAUAUUUAUCUAGAUAACUAUACUGAUCUAUAAUAGUUGCAGACAUAGGCUCGACAGAUUGUCACAACGACAUUUUGAAGGAUCUUACCGUUGUUGCCAGUACCAUCAUAGAUGGUAACCAUUUGUCGAUACGAUACAUUCAUAUACGCAAUUGUGGGAUGUCAAUGGCUUCAACUUUAAACGUCGCUCGCACUGUAGGUAAUAAGCGACAUCGAAGGUAUUAUAAGCAAUGACUUGAAGAAUUGUUGGAGGUAAUUAUCUUUCAGUUAAGGCGUCUAGUUCAUCUCCCUCCAUGUAAUAGCUGCAUUGACUUAAUUUUUUUUAUCAAAUAUAAGUUUUCUUUGUUAAGCUUUAGAUGUUUUGUAAGAUUUAUUAAUGAAGCAAUCCAUUACAUAGAAAUAUAGGCCAUUGUAUAACACUGGCCUGACCAUCUCACUUUCUCUGUUCACCUGAUCAUCUCCCUGUUAAAUUACACUUACAAAUAUAGUUAAUUUAAACUAGGUUUAAGUUC